GAAGGAAGGACAUUGGUAUCCAACAGAGACUUACAGGGAGAAAGGGAGGGGUGGAGACAAGGGUAGAAAGAGAUAAAUCAGUUGUAUGACAGAGUUUGAAGCAGACAGCUGAGGUCUCUCUCAUCCUCCCACUGAUGACGAAGACACAGGACGGAGCAGAGCUCUGCUUUCCACAACUCUUCAACACCUCCUGCAAGAAGCUGAUGCCUCCUUGGUUUGAAGUGAUGCUCAUUCACAUUUUACUUUCCUCCAUCUUGCUGGUCACUGUAGCUCUCAACCUGCUCGUCAUUAUCUCAGUCUCCCACUUCAGGCAGCUCCACACCCCCACCAACAUCCUCCUCCUCUCUCUGGCUGUCUCAGACUUUCUAGUGGGCUUUGUGCUGAUGCCGGGAGAAAUCCUCAAAAAAACAUCCUGCUGGUUUCUUGGUGACUUUGUGUGUUUUCUUUAUAAUUAUCUUUCAAUCAUCAUUACUGUAUCCUCAGUAGGUGACAUGGUGCUCAUAUCAGUUGACCGUUAUGUGGCUAUUUGUUACCCUCUGCAUUACAACACCAGAAUCACUUUGAACAGAGUUAAAUUCUGUGUUUGUCUGUGUUGGCUCUGUUGUGUUUCUUACAGCCUUCUCAUUACAAAGGUUUUCCCGACUUACCCUGACAGGAAUGCUCCUUGUUACGGAGAAUGUGUGUUGGUGGUUGGCUAUAUUGCAGGGAUUGUGGACCUUGUUUUGACCUUUAUUAUUCCAGUUACUGUCAUUGUAGCUCUGUAUCUGAGAGUAUUUGGCGUGGCUGUGUCUCAGGCUCGUGCCAUGCGCUCUCACAUUACAGCUGUCACACUCCAGCUGUCAGUGACUCCAAAGGCAAAGAAAUCAGAGCUGAAAGCAGCCAGGACUCUUGGUGUUCUCGUAGUUGUGUUUCUAAUGUGUUUCUGCCCAUAUUACUCUGUUUCUCUUGCAGGUGACAGCUUGGUUAAUGCUUCAUAUGCAUCCUUUAUUGUCCCAAUGUUUUAUUUUUUAAACUCUUGUCUAAACCCUGUGAUCUAUGCCUUGUUUUACCCCUGGUUUAGAAAAGCAGUUAAACUCAUAGUUACUCUUCAGAUACUGCAGCCUGGCUCCUGUGAGACCAACAUGCUGUAGAGAGGCUGUGGAGGAACUGAGAUCAGACUCGGUUUUAGGA
Molecule: messenger RNA, 1170 nt
Organism: Etheostoma cragini (Arkansas darter)
Lineage: Eukaryota; Metazoa; Chordata; Actinopteri; Perciformes; Percidae
Product: trace amine-associated receptor 13c-like
Exons: 2
Coding region: 135-1130 (331 amino acids)
Biological process (GO): G protein-coupled receptor signaling pathway
Cellular component (GO): membrane
Molecular function (GO): trace-amine receptor activity
Source: RefSeq, a predicted model, not a curated record